CGGGAGGAGGGGCGAGGGUCGGAGUGGGGCCUGGUGACAGGAUCUGGGAGCUCCGGGCGGCUGUAAUCCCAGAAAACUACCUCUGCCAGUGCACAGGGAGCUUCUGAGAGCUGGACUUGGUGGGGAGAGGGAAAGGUUUGGAAGGCCCAUGGAUUCUGAAACUCGGCCCCCUUCGGUCGUCCGGCCAAGCCGUAAAGGGGCCGAGGGUGCCGGGUGUGCUGUGACCACCUUCCGUCCUUCCGACUCCAUGUUUCUUUUUAUCCCCCAGGCGUCUGGUCUUGCUGGCUCAGCACGCCUGAUAAGCAUGAAGCUGCUGUGUUUGGUGGCUGUGGUGGGGUGCUUGCUGGUGCCCCCAGCUCAAGCCAACAAGAGCUCUGAAGAUAUUCGGUGCAAAUGCAUCUGUCCACCUUAUAGAAACAUCAGCGGGCACAUUUACAACCAGAAUGUGUCUCAGAAGGACUGCAAUUGCCUGCAUGUGGUGGAGCCCAUGCCAGUGCCCGGCCACGAUGUGGAAGCCUACUGCCUGCUCUGCGAGUGCCGGUACGAGGAGCGCAGCACCACCACCAUCAAGGUCAUCAUCGUCAUCUACCUGUCUGUGGUAGGGGCCCUCUUACUCUACAUGGCCUUCCUGAUGCUGGUAGACCCUCUCAUUCGGAAACCAGACGCUUACACUGAGCAGCUGCACAAUGAAGAGGAGAAUGAGGAUGCACGCUCCAUGGCAGCGGCUGCUGCAUCCAUCGGAGGACCCCGAGCAAACACUGUCCUGGAACGAGUGGAAGGCGCUCAGCAGCGAUGGAAGCUGCAGGUGCAGGAGCAGCGGAAGACGGUCUUCGAUCGACACAAGAUGCUCAGUUAGAUGGCUGGCAUGGAUGCAUCAGGGACCCAGGCCAUGGCUACCAGCUUCUGGGGUUGGACAGAGCCAGUGGCUAAUUCCCUUCCCUAUUUGAAGUCUUCCCUCAAAAACCCAUGGCAUCUGUCCUUCUCCCUCUCUAGAAAUGUACUUGACUGUUAAAACUAGGGAGUGUGGCUGGGUCUCUGGUCUCUAGUGUCUCUUUAGGUCUCUGGGUAAAAGGGAGGGAAGGGAAGGCAGAUGGGAAUAGAGACAUUUGAGACAGCCACAAGACUGGGUGGAAUUCAUCCCCCCUAUGGUCACCAUUCCUCUCAGCUCUACAUCUUAGGGAAUCUUACAGCCCCUUGGGAGAUGGAGCUGUGUCAUCAAGAACUUGGUGGGUGCAAGGAAAAUAUGACCCAGCACUCAGCCUGUGCUCCAGGAUGCUGUGGUCCUCAUUCCUACUUUCUCCAGUGCCAGUAUCUUAGCUUGGCCUGGCCACAGCCUCAGGAACUGUUGUGGUGCCACCUGCUUCCCUCUCCUCAGCUCCUGGUCCACUGAUGCAUGGAGUGCCCAUGCAUGGCAGCACACUCAGUAGCUGUCACCCUACUCCCAUCUCAGGAGGCCACGCAGCCUCUACCGUUCCAGUGACUGCAGCUGCUGAGCCAUAAAGUUGGACCACAUGUCACAAGGCUGAGCAGCAGCCCCUGUCCUUGGAUGGCUACUUGUCCCUGAGUUUCAUUGUACCAUGCAUGGAGAGAAACGUUUGUCUUUCUGUUGUCUGUAAAUCAAGGAAGCCAUUAAAUUGUUUUCUUUCUAAAA
Meriones unguiculatus (Mongolian gerbil) is the source of this 1651-nucleotide messenger RNA. It is a transcript of the gene Tmem9, whose product is annotated as transmembrane protein 9. NCBI's taxonomy places the organism in Eukaryota, Metazoa, Chordata, Mammalia, Rodentia, Muridae. Gene Ontology annotation, cellular component: lysosomal membrane. The transcript is spliced from 5 exons. The record is from RefSeq and is a predicted model, not a curated record. The coding region runs from base 149 to 856 and encodes 235 amino acids.